Messenger RNA from Pieris rapae (cabbage white), 9342 nucleotides. RefSeq names its product COP1-interactive protein 1. The transcript has 10 exons. Bases 199 to 8739 code for a protein of 2846 amino acids. The record is from RefSeq and is a predicted model, not a curated record. NCBI's taxonomy places the organism in Eukaryota, Metazoa, Arthropoda, Insecta, Lepidoptera, Pieridae.
GGUGGAUCUUUCAUCAUAGAAAAUGGCAAGUGAUUGAGUGCCAAGUGGUUGCUAAAUAUUUUGAUUCCUAAUUUUUUAUUGUAUCUCUCUUUUAAAUCCUUAAAUUUGCCUUAAUUUAGUGCCGAGUCAUUAUAAAUAGUUAUUGGGUGCUGUUUAUAAAAUCGUUAUCGUAUUCAUGAUUUCACUAGAUAUUCAAAUAUGUCGGACAAUAAAAACAUCGACAAUCCAGGCGAAAAGGAGCAAUCUGAGGUCGAUUCAAAUUUAGCAGUGUCUCGAUGUGAUGUGGCAAGUAUUACGAGCAAAAGCAGCAUUAAUAAUUCUAAGCUGACGGCAGAAAGACAAAUUAAAUUUGAAAGAGCCCAAAGGUGUUUGGAAAAUGCUGCUCUGGUAUCUAAAAGGAUAAAAGAGCAUAGAAAGGCCACAGCUGAACUGUUGGGCCGGCCUUAUGAAGAUGAUAAUGCAGACAAUCAAUCAGAAUUGGCAUCCACCAUGAGUGAAAAGACUGGAUAUUCUGUUGCAACAGAUACUUCCACUACGCUGUCUGUCCAAGAUGCACUUAACAUUCCAGGAAUAAGUGAAAGUUUAGCAAACACUUUGAAACAAAAAGAGAUAUUAAUGCAAAGGAUCAAGCAAUACAAAGAGAUAAGCAAGAGGCCGAGCAAGAUGGUACCUCUUGUUAAAAAGGAAUUAACUCAUGAAAGUUCAGAAUUGAGAAAGAGUUCUGACAAAGAAAUUAACAAAUUAAUGAACAUUGUGAAAGACAAAGAAAAUGCUCUAAGUAUUGUGCAAGAUAAAAUGAAGGCUAUGGAGACAACUAUUCUGGACAUGCAGGAAAAGCUUAAUGAAAAAGACCAGAUCAUUGAAGCAAAAAAUAAAGCAACUACUAUUAUAUCAGAUAGUUUAACAAAAAAAGAAAAAGAUGCAAUGGAGAUAUUGGACGAUACUAAAGAGCAGAUGAUUAAAAUGCAGAAUGACUUUGUUGCAAUGGAAGCCGAAUGGAAAGAGGAAAAGAUGAAACUGUUGGCUGACAUAGAAGCCAAAGAUGAUCAACUGAAAAGUCUUAAAGAAGCCAACGCUAUUCUUGAAAAUUCGCGAUUUGAAAUUAGUUUGGCCAAUUCAAGAUUAUCGGAAGAGCUCGAGUCGAAGGUGAAAGAGGUUCUAGAAUUACAGGGCAAGUUGAGUGAAAUGACCAAAGUCUAUGUCAAAGAUGAACCGGUACAACAGUCUGAGGAAGAAAAAGGCUCAAUAGAAAUAGCCGAUAUGACAGAACUGACGAGAAAAAUAGAAGUAUUGGAGCAAUUGAAUUUUGAAAUCAGGCAGACUAAUAAAGAACUAGAAAUUCAACUCGCUUCAAUAAGUAAAGAAGCAAAAUCACCCCUGACUAUUUCACCUUCUAAAAAAGCGAGUCCUGUACCGACACGAAAAGGCAGAAAUACUGCUUCUAAAAUGAAAUCGCCUUGGAGUAAACUUUCGGCGGAAGCCCUCAAUCAAGAUCCCGAAAAGAAGACGACAAAGUCAGACAUUCCCAAAUCAGAAACGAUCGUACAAGCGCUCAGUAAGGAUUUAUUGGAGAAGGACUACAUUAUAUCGCAAAAAGAUACGAUCAUUCGCGAAUUGACUUCCUCUAAUGACCGUAAGGAAAUCGUCAUCGACGAAUUGAAGUCGGAGCUCUUAUCACAAAAAAAGCCAGUUUUCGAAAAAGUUGAUGUAGGUAUAGAAACGGAAAAAUCGGACCUUCGCUGUGAAACUAAAGAUACGACGCGUGUCGACGGGAGCCCGGAGGAGAGAUUGAACGCGGCUCAGGAACAAAUCGCAUUGUUGACUGAGGAGAUAGAUUCGGCAAAUAAGAAUAUGAUCAAAGUUAAGGCCAAUUGCAAGUCAAAACUUAAACAAAUGCAGAAGACGAUCGACAAGUUCGGUUCGGUGUCCGAUGCGAACGCCGAGAUCGUCCGUCUGAAUGAAGAAAUUCACCAACUCUCGCAGAAAGUGGCCGAGCUGGAGGAGGAGAAAGGCAACUUGCAAUUGCACCUGGUGGAUUACGAUAGCGGAAGGCUUACCGACACAGACAUAUACAAGAAGAUGGUAGAGAUGGAGAAUUUAGCCGAAGCCAGGUUGAAAUCAAUAAGUUUGCUCGAGACUCAAAAGUUUGAUUUAGUUCAAGAGUUACACAUAUUACAACAGAAAAAUGCAGAAAUGGAGGAUAAAAUUGCGGAUAUAUGUCAACUUGAAAACGAACAAGUCUGCUCUGAAAUAAAAUCGGUCCAAUUAGAAGAGCAAAUCGAUGGACUUGUCGCUGCCAAGAAAGAACUGGAGUUGGUCGUCGAAAACCUGAAACUGGACAAAGAGCAAGUAGAGAGAAACAUUGACUCGCUUAAGACUGAAAAGGAAGAGCUAUUGCAGAAGUUAGAGCAUUAUGUCCAAGAAAAUAUAGAUUUAACUGACAAAUUAGAAAAACUAAGCGCCGAAAAAGUAAGCUCAGCGGAAUCGAUCGAGAUCGUCGAAUCGUUAACUACACAAGAGAAGCUAGAAAUAGAAGAAUACAAUAAAGGAAUUCAAUCAGAGAAAGCGGACGAUAACAAUUUUGAGUCUACUGAGCCACCACUCGGUUCAGAAAGUGUUGCCAAACUUAUGCAAGAAAAUGAAGAACUAAAGAGCAAAAUUGAAUUAUUUUCGCAAGAGAGACAAGAAGUUAUGGAAAAAAUGAAUACUAUAUGUACAGAAAAUAUUACAAUUCAUAAGAACAUCGAAGACUUAGAAAACCGAUGUCGUAAUUUGCAGACAAAUAUCGACCAGUUAAGUUUUGAAAAAGCAGAACUUCUUGAUCUGAAUAAAGAAUUAAACUCUCAAAUAGAAGAGUUGAAAAAUCAACGGCUCGACAUAGUCAAGGAAGCCGCCGAAGUUAAACUUAUCGCAGCCGAAGACACGGUUGAUAAUCCUCUCGAAAUUCACCAAGACGAUAAAGCCGUGGGCGACAAAGCCUCGAAAGGAGCGAAAUCUGUGAAACAGUUGACAAAAGAAAUAUUGAAAUUAAAAAAUAUCAUUAAAGAGAGAGAGGACGACAUAGCAGAUUGUCAAAUGAAGAUAUUAUCGCUAGAAGAAAGCCAAGAAAAACAGAGUGAGUUAACGCAAAGUAAUGCAGCAUAUGAAGUUAAAAUCAAACAACUGUCAGAAGAAAAUAAAUACCUUAAGAUACAAAAUGAUACCAUGAUGAAUGACAAAAUUGAACAAACACACCUCAAGGACACGAUCGAGCCUUUGCAACAGGAAAUCCAACGCCUCCAAAGAGAAUUUAGUGCCGCUGUCAAUUCUCGGGAUGCAAAAGUUCAGGAAUUAGAGAAUUUGUUGGGCGAAUAUGAGAAACAAAUAUUUAAUUACAGUAAUACAUUACAGCAAAAAGAUAAAGAUAUCAACGAAUAUGUCAAUCAAGUUACUAAACUAAAUGACAUCUCUCAGAAACUCAAAUCGAGAAUAGAACUUUUCGAAGAGGAAAAAGCGAAUGAUCAAAAUGUGGAACUGAUUCAAUCUUUAAACCAACAAAUAUUACUUUAUCAAAAUGCGUUGUCCGAAUGCGAAGAAAAGUUACGAACUCUGGAAGAAGAAAAGGCUCAAUUGGCAUCUAUAAAGUCUAAACUCGAGAACAAACAUGUAUUGCUCGACUCGGAGCUCUCGAAAUUAAAAGAAACUCAUAAUGAGAACCAAAAAUUAAUUGACGAGUUAAAACGGCAACAACAAAAGCAUAGAGAAGAGUGGGCCGAAGUUAUGUUGCAGGCGAAAGACCGAGAUGAAGAAAUCCAUGAAAUAAAAUUGCAACUUAGAAAAGAGUCCAUUGAAAAUGAAAAGCUUAGAACAAUGUUACAGCAAAAAGAACACGACUUCUCUGAGCUAAUGACCGAACGUGAAGAACUAAAGAAGAAACUAGAAAUAAUUUCUCACGAAGAGACAUCUAAAAGUGACUUAACGGCAUUAGAAAAUAAAAAUAAGGAAUUAAUCGAAAAAUUGAAAAAAUUUGCUUUAAGCAUCAAGAAAAAAACUGCUAUGUAUUCCGAUUUAGAGAAUCAGUUUAACGAUAUGCAAAAACAACUUGAAAUUAAAUCUGAACAGUACGAACAAGCGAUGAUACAAGUCGAAACUGUUCCAGCAUUACAAGACAAGUUAAAGUAUGCAAACGAAGAACUCAAUAGAAUUUUAACUGAAAGGAAUAUUCUCGAAGAUAAUCUUCUCAGUGCGCGGUCAGAAUUGGCAUCUUUACAAAAAAAAUAUGAUGAUGCUCAAGAGGAAAUCAUAAAAUUAAACGAUUCCUUAAAUACCAUCAAUAUUGAAGCAAAACUUAAUCGAGACGAAAAUGUGACCUUAAAUUUGAACAUGGAAAGUCUAACGAAUAAACUUGUAGAGUAUGAAAUAGAACUGAAAAAUAACUCAAAUCUACUGACUAAAAUAACCUGUUUAGAGUCUGAAAUCGAUCAAAAGCAAAUGCAAAUAGCCAAUCUAACCACGGAACUCCAUAGUAAGGAUCAAAACAUAAAUCAAUUGCAAUUCGGACUUGACGCGAAGGUUCAGGAGCGAGAUAUGUAUAUUGAAAAUUUGCAGUCUGAAUUAGAUAAAUAUAAAAACCGUAUUUAUCGUCUUGAAGAAAGUAUUUCUGUGAUGGAAAAUAGACGACAAUCUUUAGAGAGAAAAGCGGAUCAACUGGACAUGCAAUUACAAGAAAAACAAAAAUCUUACAGCGAUUACACAGUCCAAGAAGAUGAGUUGAUUACACGUUUAGCCGCUUUAAUGGAUCACGAUAGGGUUCUUGAAAAAGAGAUGCAUGAAAUAGAAAAUGACAAUAAAAACCUACAAUAUAAAAUACACGACAUAAAUGAAGAGUUCUUGAAGUUGCAGAAAAAUAAUUCAGAGUUACAACAGUAUUGUUCUAAUUUGGAAAACCAAACGGCUAAAGUAGAGUCAUUAGAGGCUGAAAAUAGUUCAUUCCAACAAAAAAUUGAAAAUCUUGAAUCUAAUUUGAAAAAAUUACACAAUGAACAUCAACAAUUGUUAGCUCAAAGGAAAAUGGAAAUGGACGACGUGGAAGCAGAAUUUAAUACCCAAAUUGAAGCAGCCAUAAAAGAAAAGAAACAUCUCAGUGAAAACGUUGAAAAAUUAAAUGAGCACAUUCAAAGAUUAGAAAGUGAAAUUCAUGAUUAUAGGAUAACAAUUGAAAACCUACACAUCAAUCUUGAAGAACUAUCAACACAAAAUUCAAAACUGAAGGAACAAUCGUCAAACAAAAAUCCCGAAAGUCCAGAUUAUACUGAACAAUAUAUAAGUGAAAUCAAUAGAUUAAACUCCGUCAUUAAUAGUAAAAAUAGUCAAAUUACCGAAGAAAUAGAUAAAAUACAGACAUUGCAAGCCCAUAAUCACUCUUUGAAAUGCACAGCAGAAAACAAUAUCGCACAGCUUUCUGCAAAGCUUCAAGAAUCAUUUCAACAGCUGCAAGACUUGUCGCAAGAAAAUGAAUCGCUAAAGAGCAACAUUCGUGAGCUUAAUAUUUUAAUUACCCAAAAAGAAGAUCAAAUCAAGCAGUUGAUUGAAAAGAAAAAAUUAGUUUUUGAGAUGAAUAUACCUAAAACAGAAGGAAUGACAAUAUCGUCAACUAUUGAAGAGUUAAGCGGCGAACAAAAAUCUUUGUCAGUGCUGCAAUCUCAGAUACUGUCAGAUGCUGAAAUAAACUAUGAAGAAAUCAAUACAUUCAAAAAAGUUGACGCAACUAACUCUGAAAAGCCAACUCAACAAUCGGAGGGUUCUGUAGAACCUUUGAUUGUCUCAAAGAAAGCUUACAUUUGCUCCAAUCCUGGCGAUAGUAAAGAAGUGGAUCCAUUUAAUUCAGAUGAAGGCUGGGGCCUGGGAGAGAGCGAAGAGAUAUACGAUGUUACUCCAGGCGUUACACAAUUAAAUCAGGAAAUAAAACAACUCCAGGAUAAUAAUGAUAGGUUAAAGAAAGAACUUGACGCCUCUAAUAAUAAAUUAUUAAGGGCUAUUAAAAAAUUAAAAGAACUUAAAAAUGCGAACGAUAUGUUGGCCAAUGAAUUAAAAAUAUCAAAACAGAUAUCUAACUCAUCGAUGUUAGAUAUGGCUAUUGAGAGUGAGUUAUCUAGCAAUCUUGAGAUGUUGGAGAAAAAAGUACAAGAACUUACCGACACUAUUAAUAAGGAGAAAAAAGACAAAGAAACGCUCACUAAACAGAAUGAAGUCCUAAAGAAUGCAAAUGAUAGAUUAAUAGAGUUGAAAGAGAAAAUGGACAAUGAAUUGGAACUGUGGAAGUAUAAUUUUAAACAAGCAAAUGACAAAAUAUCUUUAAAUCAACAACAUCACUCUGAAGUUCAGCAUGAAAAUGUUCAGACUUCAAAAAUAGAUUCAAAACUUGAAGAGGACAUAUUAAAACUUGAGAAAGAAAACGAUGAGUUGCAAGGGCUUCUUGACGCUGUUAAAAGUGAAAAAGAAGAACUGUCAGGUGAAAUUACUAUGUUGAACAAAGAAGUGAUAACGCUUCGUCAAAAAUGUUUGGAAAAUGACGAUCGUGACUUACUUAAAAAACAAAUAGAGGAUCUUAUCAAUACAAAUAAUGAUCUAUCUGUCACGUCUCAAAAAUUACAUUGUGAUAUUUCGGCCUCAGAAGAUCGUUACCUGCAAUUAGUAAAUAUUAACGAAGAUUUAAAGGCUUCUUGUAAAGAAGCCGAAAAUGAUAAAUUAGACUUGAUAAAAAAAUAUACAUUUAUGGAAACUGAAAGUGUAGCUCUUAAAUCUCAGAAUCAAGAAUAUUUAAAGGAAAUAAAGUCUUUAAGAGAAACUCUUGAAGCUUUACAGUUGGAACUAUUACAGGAAAAACAAAAUCUGGAACAAGUACGGAAAAAUAUUACACUUUCCGACAGAAAUGAUAUAAUUGAAAAAGAAUGCGAAAGUUUAAAAGCUCAAUUAGAGGAAGUAAAAAGUCGCAAUGAAAGCAUAGAACUUGAAAAAAACUCUAAAACAGAGAGUAAUCAUGGUCAAAUAAUUGAACUUAAAUCGAAAAUUGACAAGUUGAAUUUAGAAAACGAUCAACUAUUAUCAACGGUCACCGAGUUACGGUCGUCAGUAUCGACUGCUAUGGAUCAAAGGGGAUUUGAAAUAGCGGAACUGUGGAAGCAACAUUUAGCACAAAGGGAAAGCGAAUUCCAAUCUAAUGAACAAGAUUUGAGAAUGCAAUUAAAUGCCUCUGAGAGUAAAUACGAGCAACUUCUUGAGAGCGUACAGUCAUCCACACAGGAGGAAACAAAUAAGAUCUUAAUAUUAGAACAAGUUACAUCCCUACAAAAUAAAUUACAAGAGAAAGAAAUACAAUUAAAUAAUUUACAAAUUAAAUUCGAAGAUGUCAUGCACCAACUGGAUAUAUUGCGAUCUGAAAUGGAAGAUGAAAAAAUGAUACAUGAAAACAAACUUUUAGUACAACAAGAGGAAUACGAAAAGAUCAUAACUGACAUGAGGAGCGAAAGUGAGAAACACGACGAAGACACGACUGUCAACGCUCUUCAAAUUGAGUUGGUGGCUACGAGAUCCGUCAACGAGAGUUUGAAUCAACGCAUAGAAGAACUUAAAUAUAGUUAUGAAUCAAGAAUAUCGGAACUGGGUAAAGCUCUUCAGCAAAAAGAAAGUGAAAUCUUCCAAAAAACGCACGACUAUACAAUUAGUCUCGCUGAUAGAAAUAACGAAUUUGAAUUUGUGCGAAAACAACUCUUGGAAUAUGAAAGAAAAAUUGAGGACUUAACUUAUGAAAAGGAGUCUGAACUGGCAGUUCUUAGGUUGAAGAUGCACGAAAACACCGAACAUUAUCAGAAAUUACGUACAGAAUCAGAUGAGGAAAAAGUUAAAUUAUCUGAAACGCUAAAUGAAAAGAUUAUCGAAUGCACAAACCUCAAUAAACGAAUAGUUGAUUUGAAUAAAAUAUUAGAAGAAUACGCAAACAAAGCGGCUGAAACUCAACUAGUCUUGGAAAGUCAGGAGUUAGAGAUUGUAACGCUCAAAGAUGAAAUCGAAAGCAUGAAGACGACACUGCGAGCCGCCUCUACGAGAAUAGAGAAACACGUUACUUUUGCUUCCGACACUAAAGACUCUAGCGAUCGCGAAACAACGAUGAAUAACGAGUUACUAGAUGCGGUCCCGAGAGCAGAGUUAGAUUUGGCUCUGUACAUGCUUCACCAAAGAGACGUACGCUGCGAAGAACUGACGAUGGAAUUGACUCAACUGUUGGAGGAAAGAGAUACAUUACAACUGCGUCUGUCCGACAGUUUGCGUUCUUACGAAGAACUCAAGUCGCAUCACGGGUCUGUCGGCCUCGAUAAUUCGAUCGACCUAAGGGAAGAUACAAUAUCUGAACUGCCCAGCUUUAGUAUAGAAAAGGAAUCCCAAUUCGCCGACGUACAUCGUGCGCAAACAUCUAGGAGUAGUAGUAUCUGUGAGUCCGACGGAGACAAACCGAAACUACAAGCCAAGCUGUCCGAGCUGCGCAGCGUGAAGCACAGUCGCGACGUGCGCCUCCGACACGAAAGCGAGCAGCGGCAGCUCGGUCUGAGGCUCUUGCAGCAGGACGUUGCCAAUCUGCCUCCUCAGGCAAGAGAGCAACUGAACCAGGCUCAACAUACCCUCUCCCGUGACUCUCAAAGCACUCCCACGGUGCUUCUGAACUGGCUCCGAGGGAAAAGCACUCCAAAAGUUGUUCAUAUGUAAGGGAAUGUUAUGUAGUUUGUAGGCAAACAUAGAAGCGAUCCGAAUGACAUUAAUCAAAAUACAAUUUCACCAAAUAUUGUGUUAUUUCCUGCAAAAAUCCAAAUUCAUGAUUAUUUUGAAUAGCUGUUUAGAAAUUGUUGCACUUGCACUCGGCACAAUUCGAUUGAGUUUGCGAGACAAACUUUUCAUUGUGGAUCACUUGCCACCGAAACGUAAAAUUGUAACGACACGUCUUCUUAGAGAAUAAUUUUAACCACAACAUUUUAAAUCGUGCUAUUUUACUUCAGCUGUUAUUUCUAAUUAUAAAACGCAAUAUUAUAAUAUAUGCAAAUAUCACGAACGAACGACCUCGUAUGUAUUAUAAAUGCAUCAUUUGACCAAAAUUUAAAAUGGUGCUUUUCAUUGACUGCUAAGAAAUGUUACGAUUUUUUUGUAAGUUAUAUAAAUUUCUAUAAUUUGAUGUAUUGGGAGCUUCCACGUUACGCUGCCAUGUUUAUGUAUAUAUAUAUAUAUAUAUAUUUACCACAUUGUAUGGUCACUAAUGUGAAUCUGCAGCAUUUGUAUAUUUAAUUGUAAAAUAUUCUGAAUAAAUUAUAAUUUAAA